AUGCCACCCAUUAGUGAUAACUGGCCAGAUGUCCAAGCAUCUCUCGAUGUUCUGGAAUCAGAGUAUGCAGGGCGAGUAACCUCCAUGCUCGACUUCCUUCAACCCCACUUCACCCACAUAGCAAACUACGCCACAUCUCUACACCCUCAGAGACUCGCGUGCCGCCUCCUUACAGACCACUACACCUGGGGCCAGUCCUUCACGGUCUUCGAGGUUCUCUUUUCCGAUAACACAUCCUGGAUUAUCCGCUUCGGCAUGCGUCCUAUGGAUGCCUACUUCAACACUGCCGCUCAGCUUGAGCGCAAAAUUUUGAACGAAGUGGCGGCCCUACACCUCGUCCGACAACGUACCACCAUCCCCGUUCCCGAAAUCAUCGCUUACCACCCCAUCCCGUCCCCCUCUAACCCCCUAGGGCCCGACUUCCCCGCAUUCGUUCUAAUGACAGCCAUCACCGGAACGACCAUAGAAGACUGCGGAAUAGCAAUUCACGAGCUAAGCACCGACAGUGCCACUGGUUGCGGAGGCAAGGCUGGUGACCCUCUUGGAGGAGACGAAAGCAAGCGGCCCAUCCUACAACGUUACCUCCGCGACAUCGCGGACAUUCACGUGCAGCUCAGCAGGAUAACCUUUGACCGUAUAGGCUCCUUCGUCAUUGACGAUCAGGGCCACGUGUCAGUCGGCCCCGGAGCUGACUUUGGGCUGGGUCCUUUCGAGUCAGCGAAGGAGUACUUUGCCAUUCAGGCAGAGGCGUAUGAGAAGCUAGCGAUAGCCGCCGGUCUGGACGAGGAAUCAGGGGACGUGAUCGAAGAAGGCAUCACGAACACGGACGGCGCACAGCUUAAAAGACGCUUUGUUGCGUCGCUCUGGCGCGCCGCUAUGAUGCCCCUCGUUGACGAGCGGGAUGAUCGGGGCCCGUUCCCCAUGCGCCACGGGGAUCUCCACAGCGAGAACAUCCUCGUCGACGCAACAGGACACAUCGUCGGUGUGCUGGAUUGGGACUGUGCUGGCACAGUUCCAUGGGAAGCAUUCGCUGUGCCGACAUUUGAAGUGUCCGAACACUUCACCGAUGCCGAGUCUGCCGACAGGAAAUCACCCCAGCGUCAGGAACGCCCAAUUGUGCAUGACGCGUUCAAUCGCGAGCUGGCAGCUGCUGAAGCUAAAAGCGGCGCCGUUGCGGGGAAUAAGCCCCCGUCCGGCCGCACGCUAGCCGCGCUGCACAACUCCGAUGCUGGGCACGUCGGUGCGUAUCUGGCGUACUGGAUGUACUCCCUUGCGUGCGACUAUGAGCAGACUGGUCGGGCGCUUCAUCGGAUGCUGGGCUCCGGCGACGAUAUUGAUCAGGCGUUCCAAAAAUUUGCGAGAGAAGUGGGGGCGGUCUCUGUAGAAGUGCAUUAA
Messenger RNA from Laccaria bicolor S238N-H82, 1395 nucleotides. RefSeq lists its product as uncharacterized. The coding region runs from base 1 to 1395 and encodes 464 amino acids. Lineage: Eukaryota; Fungi; Basidiomycota; Agaricomycetes; Agaricales; Hydnangiaceae. The record is from RefSeq and is a predicted model, not a curated record. The transcript has a single exon.